Messenger RNA from Aspergillus welwitschiae, 572 nucleotides. RefSeq lists its product as uncharacterized. The coding region runs from base 140 to 541 and encodes 133 amino acids. NCBI's taxonomy places the organism in Eukaryota, Fungi, Ascomycota, Eurotiomycetes, Eurotiales, Aspergillaceae. The transcript has a single exon. The record is from RefSeq and is a predicted model, not a curated record.
UGGGUAUCGAGGUUUGGGACCCCUCUCUCGUGUGGCCGGAUGGGCGAAUCACCAGACUGUGACCAGGGACACGGCGCUAAAGCUUAAGGAAAGCUUGGCCUGGAUCGGUCGGCAACCGGUGGGAAUUGUCUCAGCCACGAUGGGAAUGGAGUCAAGAUGGAGACUGAUUCACCCAAAAGUCCGAAAGAGGGGAAACCGAGGACGAAAGGGAGGCGCGAAUUUCCUCAUCGUGGGGCGGCAAGUGGAGGGGCUGACGGAGGGAUCGGCCAGGCAAGUGAUAUCAUGGCUGACUAGCCGAUCGAGAGGAUUCCCUUUCUUGGAAGGCCUUGGAAGGAUCACCAGAAAAAAAGAAGGAGAAGAGAAGGCAAUAGUACUCAAUAGUGACCAGAUAGACAGGAAACGUGUGUGGGGGAAGACGAGAGUCUCCCAGCAGAGGAAUAGUUGCGAGUUUGAAAAGAAGCUAUUGAUGGAGCAGUUGAGAAAGAAGCGGCAGUCGUCACGGGGAAUUCUUUUCCUGUGGUUCCAACUAAACCCAAACUGACCCUGGCCUAUGCCUCGUAAUAAUUAAUUAA